This is a messenger RNA of Nematolebias whitei (Rio pearlfish), 1069 nucleotides long. Its product is annotated as B-cell receptor-associated protein 29. The coding region runs from base 281 to 991 and encodes 236 amino acids. Gene Ontology annotation, cellular component: endoplasmic reticulum; endoplasmic reticulum membrane. The record is from RefSeq and is a predicted model, not a curated record. Lineage: Eukaryota; Metazoa; Chordata; Actinopteri; Cyprinodontiformes; Rivulidae. The transcript is spliced from 8 exons. Gene Ontology annotation, biological process: intracellular protein transport; endoplasmic reticulum to Golgi vesicle-mediated transport.
ACACACACACACACACAAACACACACAAACAUACACCAGGGAAAAUGUGUUUCAAGCCAAACGAUACAUCAUGCAGUCGUUCUAGCCUGCACUCAAAACGAGGCUUUCAAACGGUUUUAAUGUUUUGGAUCUUUUGCUCCUUUUUCAAAUGAACCAGACUAAUGAGGUCAACCAGUUUAAUUUAGUGCUCUGAUGUUCCUCAGCAGCUGUCGUGUCUCACAGUGAGCACUGGCUGGACUCUCCAAAACUUUCCAAGACAAGGCGUCACCUGAAAAUCACAAUGACUCUCCAGUGGACAGCAGUGGCGUUUUUCCUUUAUGCAGAAGUAGCAGUUAGUCUGAUCCUGUGUAUACCCAUUAUAUCAGCACAAAGAUGGCAUUUGGUUUUUAACUGGAGGAUAUGGAGCCGGUUAUCUCCAUACUGGAACAAAUUUUUCUUUGCAAUGAUCAUGGCUCUUGUUGUUCUUUUCAUUGACGCUGUCCGAGAGGUGCGGAAGUACUCUGGUCCUGAGCCCAUGCAGGAUGCUAAAGCAAACCCAAACCUGUAUGAACAUGUCCAGAUGAAGCUGUUCAGGGCGCAGAGGAACCUUUACAUAUGUGGUUUCUCUCUCUUACUCUGGCUAAUCACACGGCGAGUUGUUACUUUGCUAAAUCAGGUUGCUGCCACCUUGGAGGACAGUGCAGGUCUUCAGGAGCAGGCAAACAAGGCCUUAGAAGCUGCUGAAAAGCAGCAAGAGGAAAAUCAGAAGCUUAGAGAAGAACUCCUGGAAGAGAAAAAAUCAACAUCGGCAACAAAGCAACAAGUGAAGUUGGAGAUCGAAAGAAUAAAAAGUCAGCUGAGGGCUGCAGAAGAAGCUGUGCGAAAGUCUCAUGCUGAAGUUGAAGCAAUGAGCAGGCAGGCUAAAGGUCUGGCACAGGAGUAUGACAGACUAUUAAGGGAACAUCACCAGCUCCAGAAUCUUCAUGGCGCUGAAGACAAAAAGGAUCAGUAAUCACUGGGAUGCAGUGACAAAUGAAUGAAACACAUUUUUAUUAAAAAAAAUAAUAAUUAAACCAUGUAUGUUCAUGAA